Messenger RNA from Vombatus ursinus (common wombat), 2344 nucleotides. Its product is annotated as zinc finger protein 260-like. The transcript is spliced from 5 exons. Gene Ontology annotation, molecular function: DNA-binding transcription repressor activity, RNA polymerase II-specific. The record is from RefSeq and is a predicted model, not a curated record. The coding region runs from base 62 to 1951 and encodes 629 amino acids. Gene Ontology annotation, biological process: negative regulation of transcription by RNA polymerase II. NCBI's taxonomy places the organism in Eukaryota, Metazoa, Chordata, Mammalia, Diprotodontia, Vombatidae.
UUCCCGGGGGAGGGGGGAGCCUCUAUCCCAGCGCGCCAAGAAGAGAGCUGGCCCAGGCCUGAUGUCUCUUGAUUGCAUCCAAGGGGGGAGCCCAGAGGAGGAUGGAGCGUCCACCAGGGGUCUGUUGGCCCUAGGAGAGGAAGCAGUGACCUUCAGAGACGUGGCCUUGGACUUCACCUGGGACGAGUGGGGAUGCUUGAGCGGCGUUCAGAGGGAACUCUACAGAGAUGUGAUGCUGGAGAACUACAGGAACCUGGUCUCCCUGGGGCUUCCUGGGCCCAAGCCAGGCCUCAUCUCCUGGUUGGAGGGAGAGGGAGACCCACAUCCGUGGGAGUCAUUGGGACAUGCUGCCAGAAGCACUUCUUUGUCUGAAGCAGAAAAUCCCAGGAGUCAGCUGGGAGCCAGUGGGUGGAGCAGCCCAGCUGGGCUCUUCUGUGUGGCCAUCUUUGAAGCGCUGGAGGGUGCAGCUUGGGAUACUAAACUCAAGAACCAGGAGUCAACUGAAAAGCAAGAUUUAGGAUCAGGAGAGACAUUAGUGCAAAGACUCCCUGGGGAUGUUCUCAGGAACAAAACCCUUGUGGGUAGUGCAAUCCAAGAGAUCAGGGUAUGGAAGCAAAUGCAAAACCUGGCAGGGAAGAUUCCAAAGCAGAUCAUUUCCCACCAAAGUGAUUUGAGGCAAUUGAUUCUGGACAGGAAAACUCCUAUUGGGCACAGAGGCCAUGAAUGUGUUGAUACUGGCAAAAAAAUCCACAGGAGUACCUGCAAGUCCAAGAGGUCAUGCAGUGACAAUGAAGGUGAGGGUCUCCCAGCCUUGAUUCCACCUCCAAGUCUGUGUAGGGUAGAGAAAUCCUGGGAUUGUGAGGAAUUUGAAAAGACUUUUAGCCAGAAUGCAGGGAUGAUCCAACAUCAGAGAAUUCACACUGGAGAGAAAACUGAGGAGUCCAAGGAAUGUGGGAAGAGUUUCCAGGACAUCUCCCACCUUAUGGAAGAGCAGGGAAUUCACACUGGAGAGAAACCUUAUACAUGUAAGGACUGUGGAAAGUUUUUUACCCAGUAUUCAUACCUCAUCAAUCAUGAAAGGAUGCAUAAUGGAGAGAGACCUUAUGAAUGUAAGGAAUGUGGGAAGGCUUUCAACUGGAAGUCAUACCUCAUUGGACACCAGAGAAUUCACACUGGAGAGAAGCCUUAUGAAUGUAAGGGAUGUGGAAAAGCCUUCAGCCACAGCUCAGCCCUUAUUGCACACCAGAGAGUUCACACUGAAGAGAAACCGUAUAAAUGUAAGGAAUGUGGGAAGGCCUUCAAAUGGAAGUCGGGCCUCAUACAACAUCAGAGAAUUCAUACUGGAGAAAAACCAUAUCAAUGUAAGGACUGUGGGAAGGCCUUUAGCCAGAGUUCAGCUCUUAUUGCUCAUCAGAGCAUUCAUUCUGAAGAGAAACUUUAUAAAUGUAAGGAAUGUGGUAAGGCUUUCAACUGGAAGUCACCUCUCAUUCAACAUCAGAGAAUUCACACUGGAGAAAAACCUUAUAAAUGUGGUGAAUGUGGUAAAGCCUUCAGCCAGAACUCAGCUCUUAUUGUACAUAAAAGUAUUCAUACUGGAGAGAAACACUAUCAAUGUAAGGAAUGUGGGAAGGCUUUCCACUGGAAUUCAUACCUCAUUCAACACCAGAGAAUUCACACUGGAGAGAGACCUUAUGAAUGUAAAGAAUGUGGGAAGGCCUUUAGCCAAAGCUCAGCCCUUACUGUACAUCAGAGAAUUCACACCGGAGAGAAACCUUAUCAAUGUAAGGAAUGUAAGAAGGCUUUCAGUCGGAGUUCAGCCCUUAUUGAACAUAACAAAGUUCAUACUGGAGAGAAACCUUAUAAAUGUAAGGAAUGUGGAAAGUCCUUUAAUAGGAAGUCACAUCUCAUGCGACAUCAGCAUUCUCACUGUAGAGAACCCCUAAAAGUAUAGGGAAAUAUGAACAGAAUCACAUGGCUUAAUGCAGAGUGAAGACAGCACAGGCAAAGUUAGAAUAUUUAUGACUACAGUAGCAUUCAUAAAUAUAGCACUAAAGGCUAGCAAAACAGAUGAACAAUAAACAAUGUUGGUUCUGGGCUAUUAAAGUUACACCUUUCCUUUCUGCUAAUAAUUGACGAACUUCAAAAAUGGAAAAUGAUAUUUUGUUAGUCAAAAUUAGCCCACUAUCCACUAUCACUUAUCUUUUGAUAGAGAAUUUGUUUUUUACCUUUUAUGAGAUGAGAGGGAAGCUUCCUGGGAAAGAACUCUCAUAUCAAAAGCAAAUAUCAGUUUAUUAAUGCUGGAAAGCUUUCAGAUGCAAUUCAUCCCUUGUUGAUGGUUUGUUCA